Messenger RNA from Geodia barretti, 606 nucleotides. The record is from the annotation of a GenBank genome assembly. Lineage: Eukaryota; Metazoa; Porifera; Demospongiae; Tetractinellida; Geodiidae.
AUGAUCGCGACGGUAAUGGACACAACCACAAUGAGCGGCAGAGAUGUCCGAAUGGCUUCCCGAACCGGUGAAUUCGCUCAGCCCACGUCAGGUGCCGCGCCGGAUAUCGUCCAGACGAACGUGGCUAUCCUGCCAAGGGAUCUGGCGUUUGACUUUUUGGUUUUCUGUCAGCGAAACCCCAAACCGUGUCCGGUCAUUGAAGUUCUUGAGGCCGGGCAGACAGAAGCGGUCCUUUCGGCACGCGACUCUGACAUCCGAAGCGACGUGCCGAUGUACCGCGUCUACCGCUACGGCGAACUCGUCGAAGAGCCGAAUGACAUCUCGGAGAUUUGGCGAGCUGAUUUGGUGACCUUCCUACUCGGUUGUAGCUUUACUUUUGAGCACGCCCUCAUCCGCAACGGCGUCCAUCUUCCGUACUACGGCACCGACAAGAACGUUGCGAUGUACAAAACCAGCAUCGAAACUGCACCGGCGGGCCCAUUCGGCGGGCCGAUGGUCGUGACUCAUCGCUGGGUACCGCGUGAAAAGGUAGUCAGGGCAGUGCAAGCGACCUCCAGGUUCCCAGCAGUCCACGGCGCACCGGUUCACAUCGGCGACCCCAUCUGA